Messenger RNA from Acanthochromis polyacanthus (spiny chromis), 7033 nucleotides. RefSeq names its product mitogen-activated protein kinase 1 (gene mapk1). Gene Ontology annotation, molecular function: MAP kinase activity; ATP binding. Gene Ontology annotation, cellular component: cytoplasm; nucleus. The transcript has 9 exons. Gene Ontology annotation, biological process: intracellular signal transduction; protein phosphorylation. The record is from RefSeq and is a predicted model, not a curated record. The coding region runs from base 293 to 1402 and encodes 369 amino acids. Lineage: Eukaryota; Metazoa; Chordata; Actinopteri; Pomacentridae.
CCUCCGUUAUUUCCUGCAGCAGCAGCCUGUCCGCGGCUCUGCCUGCCUGCGACAGCACAGCAGCGGUGUGGUCGCUCCGAGCGCACGGUAACGGACAGAAAAGCACUCCGCACGUACCGAAGGCCUCCGAACCGCCCCGAACCCUGUUGCAGCCACCGCUCCGACGGAUAUAAACACACACGCAUAUUUCUUUUCUCACUGAAGUCGCUGUUUUCCUUUCUUAAAUUUGAUAGCCUUGCUUUAAAAACAAAAACAAAAAGAAGAUAAAAAGAAGAAGAAAAUAGUCCUCGUAAUGGCGACAGCUGCGGUGUCUGCCCCUGCUGGCUGCGGCCCCAGCCCCGGGCCGGGAACCGAGCUGGUCCGCGGGCAGGCCUUCGACGUCGGCCCUCGGUACAGCAACCUCUCCUACAUCGGGGAGGGCGCCUACGGGAUGGUGUGCUCUGCUUAUGACCGGGACAACAAGAUUCGCGUUGCCAUCAAGAAAAUCAGCCCCUUCGAGCACCAGACGUACUGCCAGCGCACCCUGAGAGAGAUCAAAAUCCUCCUGCGCUUCAAGCACGAGAACAUCAUUGGAAUCAACGACAUCAUUCGCACGCCGACCAUCGAUCAGAUGAAGGACGUAUAUAUUGUCCAGGAUCUCAUGGAAACAGACCUGUACAAGCUCCUGAAGACUCAACACCUGAGCAACGACCACAUCUGCUACUUCCUCUACCAGAUCCUACGAGGGCUCAAGUACAUCCACUCUGCCAACGUCCUGCACCGCGACCUGAAGCCUUCCAACCUUCUGCUCAACACCACCUGCGAUCUCAAGAUCUGUGACUUUGGUUUGGCACGUGUGGCCGAUCCCGACCACGAUCACACCGGUUUCCUUACAGAGUACGUCGCCACUCGUUGGUACCGAGCUCCGGAGAUCAUGCUCAACUCCAAGGGCUACACCAAGUCCAUAGACAUCUGGUCAGUGGGUUGCAUCCUGGCUGAGAUGCUCUCUAACAGGCCAAUCUUUCCCGGGAAGCACUACUUGGAUCAGCUCAACCACAUUUUGGGGAUCCUGGGUUCUCCUUCUCAGGAGGAUCUCAACUGCAUCAUCAACAUUAAGGCCAGGAACUAUCUGCUGUCGCUGCCUUUGCGCUGCAAAGUGCCGUGGAACCGCCUCUUCCCCAACGCCGAUCCUAAAGCUCUGGACCUGCUGGACAAGAUGUUGACCUUCAACCCUCACAAGAGGAUCGAGGUGGAGGAGGCGCUGGCUCACCCUUACCUGGAACAAUACUACGACCCCACAGAUGAGCCCGUUGCUGAGGCUCCGUUCAAAUUCGACAUGGAGCUGGACGACCUACCCAAAGAGACACUGAAGGAGCUCAUCUUUGAAGAAACUGCACGUUUCCAGCCCGGCUUUAGGUCCUAACGUCUCCCACAGAUGAAUCUGUGGACGGGCUUCUUGGUGGCCACUGCUCCUCCCCGCCCCCGCACUGUUGCUGUGAUAUUUCUUUUAUUUUGUAUUGUUACUAUUCUGAUUAUUCGGUUUUUUAUUUCCCUCUCCCGUCGUCCACAUCACCUGGAUUCCUUGGGUCUCACUCGUCACGUCCACUUUGCUCAGGAAUGGCGUCAGGAAUCAAUCAAUCAGUCAUUCUGUCUCUUUCUUUUUCUCUCUCCUGGGGGUGAGGAGGUGAGGAGGGGGGGAGUCACAUCACAGCUUACAGUCCUGGGGGUGAUUUUUAGUUGUUGUUUUUUGUUGUAUGUGUGUGUGUGUGUUUGCGUGUGUGUUUUUAAGCCAAGAUAAACAAUUAUUCUUUUUCGGAAGGCGUUCGGCUCCGGCUAUCGAAGACCUUUUAGCGUCCGAUUGUUUUGUUUUUCCGCCUUUGUUGAACGGUGGAACGCUAACGAGAAUCAUCCAUCGUUAUUAGAAACGCAAAUUUUCUAACCGUCGCCGCACUGUUACAAGGGUUGCAGUCUUUUUCUCUCUCUCUCUCUUUGGAAAACUAUAAAAGAAAAACCCAAAUUAAAUCACCUGAUUUAUGCAACGAAAUCACGGAAUCAGCCGGAGACGUUAACGAGGAUCUAAAUUUUAACCCUGGUGUCAUCCUGCGGGUCAAAACUGACCCGUUUUAAAGUUUGAAAAUGUGUGGAAAAAGAAUGUUCACACUUUCAACAUUUUUCGGGAAAUCUUUGAACAUUUUUUGGUGGGAAAAAAAAGGAAAUGUUUAGAAUGUUUCUUAAGAACAUUCACAAAAAAAUCAACCAAAAUCCAGCGAAUUUCGCUGGAUUUUGGUUGAUUUUUUUGUGAAUGUUCUUAAGAAAAUAUUAGAAGUUUUACUGAUAUAUAUGUAAUCACUUUAGAUAUUUUAGGAUUUUUUUGGAAGAUUUUUACUCAUUUUUUGAAAAUAUUUACAAGAAUAUUCUUGCCAAUUUUUUUUUUUUAAAUAAUAAUACUUUUAAGGGAAACUUUUGAGGAUUUAUUUGAAUUUUCUUCCUGAAGGUUUUGCAAAUUCUCUGAAAUUUGGGGAGUUUUUUUUGCUGUUUUUUUUUUUAUUAUUAUUAUUUUUCCAGACAAGGAAACAAUAUUUUUUUGGUGCCUAUAAAUGAAGACAACAGGAGGGUUAAAAUCACCUGAUUUAUGCAAUGAAGCCGGAGACGUUAAUGAGGAUCUAUGUUUUAAUCAAAAACUUCGUAUUUGAAUCCUUUAACACACAGAAAGGCCCAAAUGCAAGCAUAUAAAUAUAAAUAUAUAUGUAUAGCCUGAAGAGUCUUAAGAUAUUUUAACGGUAAGAGUGACGAUGGAAAUCUGAUGAAUUUAUCGUCUUUUUGUUGUUUUAACGACAAGAAAAGCCCGUUUUCAUUUCUCAUCGGCUCCAGUCGCACCAUCGAUUUCUGCCUUAGCCGCGAGAAAACCCGAGGAAGAAGUUCGUGUCACAUAAAGUCUGUAUGUACAGUUCGAUAUUUUUCAUAUUUCGAGGGCGAAACUUUACGAGAAUUCACACGUGGGACUCGUUUCGUCCGGAGGAAAACGUCGUUGUGCCUCCUGGUUUGUUCGUUUUUUUCUUCUUCGUCCUGUUCUGCGUCUUUUAUUUUUCUUUCUUCGUCUUCUGUCUCUCUCUCUCUCUCUCUCUCUCUCUCUCUCUCUCUCUCUCUCGCCUUGUUAGAAUAAUACUGUGCCCUUUGCAUGACUGUUAUAAGCUCUGUAUACAAAGACGACGAUGUUAAGUGCCACACAAGCCGGGCAGAUCCGCCGGGAGAGCGCCCAGCCUCUUUCCGUUCUGUUGUUCAGUCACACGUUUCCAAAACACACGGUGCUUUCUGUCCUCUUUUUGCUUUAGCAUCCUCUCCUCUCUGUCCGUUUACUCCCCCCCCCCCGUCUCCGUUUUUCGUUCGUCGUUGUCGUUUAUUUCAAACAAAAAAGAAAACUUAAAAAAAAAACUUUGGCUCUCCGUGUGCAUGCUGAGACAUCUCGUUGUGGUUGCAAAUAGGAGAAUAACCAUAUAUCUGUAUUUAUACCACACACACAAGAACAAAAACACAGAAAAAAAAUCACAAAAACCUGUCCUGAACCUGAGAAUCCAGGCAAGAUAAAGUUAUAAACGAUACUCAAAUGUAAAAGUUUGUUUAUUUUUGCUUUAAAUUGCACAUUUUAACGCUGAUGACGGUCGGCGGCGUCCGAACCAGCAGACGACUGCGGUAAAACUUUAAAAAAAAAUAAAAAUAUAAAAAAAAACAAAUGCAGCAGAAGUCAAAACCGUUUUUCUGCUACUUGUCUGCUGAUUAAAGACUGUUGAAUUUGAAGCUUUUAUUUCCAGUGGAAGGAAUUUAAAGAUUUGGAAAGAACAUGUUUACAAAAGUGGGCCUCAAAUAUGUUCAGUUUCAUGGUACAGCCUCGCCUUUUAGUGCAACUUCACGUGAAAAGUGUGACCUAAAGAAUGAAGAAGAAGUAUUAUUCACGACACUAAGACAUCUGGAGGUAGAUUAAAGUCUAAUCUGAAGGGAUUUUGGCACUUAAAUGAAGAGAUUUAAAUCUAACGUCAGAGGUUUUAGUGGCAUCGAGCUGCAGGUCACAAAAGUAAACUCACGAUUUUUACGGUUGGACUUUUCAGAGACAGAGCUCCACUGCUUUAUGUUUCUCUGUCGUUGUGGCUCUUAUAACAUAAAUAUUAAACUGAGCAGAGGGACGAAGCCAUAAUCCGUCACCGCAGACGCCGUGACCCGCUGCAGGUCGACGAAAAAAAUUAAACGGGCCGACUUUAGACGAUAUUUCACCUCUCUGUAAACUCUCAAAGAGUUCUCUGGAAGAAAAGUGUAAUUUUGACGCUAGUUGUAGGUUAAUUAGAGAGAAAAAAAUGAAGGAAAACAUCUUUUAAAAGCUUCCAAAGCAUUAAAAGUCCAAAUCUAAGAUCUAAUUAAUGUUCAGAUACCACCACAAUGACUCAAUAUUCGAAUGUUCGGGUCCAGCCCUCCAAAACAAAAACCUAUCUUGGUCCAUUUUGGCAAUUUAGUGACAAAAAACUGUUAAUAUUAUUGACAAAUUCAAAGCAAAUUUGUAGAUUAUAGUGUGCAUAUAUGUGGCAAUAAUAUGUCCAAUUAAGACAGGUAGCAGCAUGUUGUUUAUGCACUGAGAUUUUGGGGCUCAAAACGGGAUUAGAACUGACUUUUUGGCCCUUGAUGGUGUCAGAAUCAUCUAAAAUGCAGCCCGUAAAAAUUUCUAAUAUUUCUACUACCGUUUGAAAGUUUGGCUUCACUUAAAGUGUCCUUAGUUUUGAAAGAAAAUGUGUUUUUCAAUUAAAAGGCAACAUUAAAUGAAUCUUAAAUCCAGUCUAGACAUUGUUAAUGUGGUAAAUGACUAUUCUAGCUGGAAAUGUUUAAUGGAAUAUCUCCAUAGGGGUACAGAGGAACAUUUCCAGCAACCAUCACUCCUGUGUUCUAAUGCUACAUUGUGUUAGCUAAUGGUGUUGAAAGGCUCAUUGAUGAUUAGAAAACCCUUGUGCAGUUAUGUUAGCACAUGAAUAAAAGUGUGAGUUUUGUCUAGGUGACCUCAAACCUUUGAACGGUAGUGUACACAGGGGGUCCUCGGUUUAUCGUACGACGUUUCAUCGUUACGUCAGAACUGGUUUCAUGGAACUAGUUGGUGAGUGGUUGUACGCCACCUUGGAUUGUGCUACAUUCAUCAACUUUUCUCCCUUCAUUAUGGCUCCCAAGUAGAUCAAGUUGUAAAAACAGUGCAACUUGUUCUGUUGUCUUCUUGUAAAAUGACUCAGACGUGCAUGAAAGUCAUUGUGAGCUCAGAGUAGAGCCGCUGCUCCUUCCCAUCCAAAGGAGCCGGCUGAGGUGGGUUGGCCAUCUGAUUUGAAUCCCUAUGGAGGGCUUCCUUUGGGAGGAGGCCCUGAGGUUGACCCAGUAUUCUCUAGAGGGAUUAUGUAUCUCAUCUGGCCUGGGAACGCCUCGGGAUCCCCCAGGAAAAGCUGGAAAGCGUUGCUGAGGGAAGGGAAAUCUGGGAUGACGAGCUUUGUCUGCUGCCUCCGCGACCCGACCCCAGAUAAGCAGAAGAAAAUGGAUGGAUGGAUGAAAGUCGUUGGUAUUCAUGACUUUUACGAAGAACUGAUCGAUAUCGUGAUGCACGUAACAGCUUUGUUUUCAUUUUCGACAUAGUUCCGACACCAGUUGAUUUUCGCCGUAAGUCGGAACUCUGGCGUAAGUCAAGGACCCCCUGUGUUUAAUUAGAAAGUAGAACUUUGACGCUGACUUCACCCAGUGCUCCGAUUCUGCUCGUUCGCUUGUCUAAACACAACAUUUUUACAAAGCUUGUAGCACAAAACAAAAUCAUACAAACAUUUGUUGCUUUAAUUGGUUGUAAACCCGUCGAAUUGAUGAAAAAUCAAUUCCUGUAAUCGCUGAAUUGAACAUUCAAGAAAAUCCUUCUAAAAAUCAACUAAAGUGGCAUUUAUCUGUAAUAUCUUUCCUAUAAUUAGUGCGAAAUUACACUUUUGAGUCCCUCUUUGCUCGCACCCUGAAGCUGUUCUCAACUCAUCUGAUUUUCUUAGAACAAGAAAAGUUUUAUGACCAAAAGUCCGUUGCAGAAAAGGCCGUUUUUUCCACUCACUGAUUCCUGUGAGGCUGAGAUUCGAUUUUUAAAUGAUGAUUAAAUGCACUCUUCUACAGUAGUUUGAGACUCGUAACCCUGAGGUGCCUGCCGGGACUUGACUUGCCUGUAGAUAGUCUAAUUUUUUUUUUUUUUUUUUUUUGGGAGGGGUGUUUUAACGAGAACAUUAAGGGCACUGGAAACCUUACUGGGAUUAGUUGUAUAAAACGUAAAAAAAACAAAUGAAGCUUCUGCCGAGUUCUUUGUGCAAAUCUGUCUGUUUGUGCCUUUUUUGAUAGUCUUGAUAUCCAAGAUUUGAUGUGCAGCUUUCGUUCAGUCGGGACUCCGUCGUAAUCGCAGUAUAACGCUCUUAAAAACAAUCAAGUGGGAGGGAAUCUUUCAUUUCUGUACAUUUUUAAAGAGAUUCGUUGCCACAGCUGUGUGAUUUGUGACUGUAUUGAAAAAGAUGAAACAUUUAUAUAUAUUUUUUUGCGUUGCCCUUCUUCUUUUCUUUUCUUUCUCUUUUCUUUCCUCGAUGUUUUUGUGCAUAUAUUUUUAUUGUAAGAUGAAUGUUAUGUUUCUAUCAGACACUAAUCUCGUUUGAGUUGUCUCCAGUGGAACUACUUCACUCUGUAUGUUUUGAUCAGUAUAAACCUUUAAUUGUGUAGUUUCUGAAAGAGAUUUAAACAAAAAAAAAGAGAAAAAUAAGACCCUUAGUUGUCUUUUAAAGGAUUCUUCUGUUUGACCUGCCAUAGAAACUGUUUUUAAAUUGAUCGGUCAGUUUUUAUUUUUGUUUUUUUUUGUUGUUUUUUUUUGCUGUCGUGUGAAGGAUUUGACUUGAACGAAGCAUUUGCUAUUAUUAAAGACUGACUGCUACUUUGAAAAGAAAGUCUGUUUCUUAAUGUUUUUUUUUCUUUUUGCAACUUUGCCAUGACAUUUAAAUAGACGUUCAUUAAAAACACUGUACCUUCA